Messenger RNA from Coccinella septempunctata (seven-spotted ladybird), 7927 nucleotides. RefSeq lists its product as uncharacterized. NCBI's taxonomy places the organism in Eukaryota, Metazoa, Arthropoda, Insecta, Coleoptera, Coccinellidae. The transcript is spliced from 11 exons. The record is from RefSeq and is a predicted model, not a curated record. Bases 270 to 6515 code for a protein of 2081 amino acids.
UUUUAACGUGAAUGGUGCCGUGAAAAAGAUCACCGGUUAGGUUUCCAGUGCAAAGUGAAAUUGAUAUGUUCUCGGAGAGGCGCCAAACUGUGUUGGGAUUCGGUUCUUUAAAGAUCCUCAUUUGACGGACCCAUCAAACGACGGCUCCAAGAUGUCUAAGAAAUACGAGACCUCCAUUUCCAAGCCUUAUCAAUCAACAACUUUUCCCCUGACUUAAUCGGAUUUACCCAAUACUCCAUAAGCUGCACUUCAGAAUUCCCCCGCAAAAUAUGGAAUUUUUCGGGGAAGUGGAUUUUCUGUCCAUAAUCGAGGAAGAACACGAAGACGACGAGAAAAGUUUGCAAGUUGAAGAGACGGAUGAUCAGGUUAGCGAAAAAUCCGAAGAGACACAGAGGAACGAGGAAAAGCGAUCAUCUAGGAUACCAGUGAGGCUUGGCAGGACCUCUGUGACGAAAAGGAUAUCGGACACGAAUGGGAAUGAAGUGUUUUCUUCAGGAAACACUGAAGAUUUCUCCUCUUCAGGAAGCGGUGGGUUGCCUCAGUUCCAAGUUGUUACUUCGAGUGAAAGAUGUGGAGAUUCUUCUGCUGUGAUUGAAGAUGAGGUUGAUUUUAUCGAAUAUAGUAUCGAAGGACAACAAGACAGAGAAGAUGGGACAAAGAAGAAUUUGUUGGUGCUUGAGGAAUUAACAGAUUUUGUUGGUCAAGAUGAUUUUUCAGUGGUUGAUGUCGAAACUUCGAGUGAGGUAUGCCAUAGAUCUUCAAAAAAUCACUUGGUUGGAGAUAAUAGUAACGGUACGAAUGAGGAAUCAGGGAAAAAUAAUGAUCGGCAUGAUCUAGUUGAUGAAGAUUGUACAGGGAAAGAUGUGGUGAUGUUAGAAGCUCAAAAACUCGAAUUUAUCUACGAAACAAAUGAUAGAUCCACUGGGUAUAGUAAUAAAGACUCCGAAACCUGUGAGACAGCAGAAGAAGAAGCUUCCCUCUCUGCAGAAGACCAGAAAAAGUUGUUGGACGACGAAAGUUUGUUAACAUCCAACGAUUACUACGAAAAAUCACAUCCAGACUUCAAUUUCCCAGCUGACGUAGCCAAAAGUGACGAUUCUGACGAAUUGGACCAUAAACCGGCCCCAAGACACGGGUUUUUAUCGCGAAACUCCUCAGAAAUCAGCGGAAACGAAGCAGGACCAGGCGCUGAAGACAUCGAUUUCCGCAGAACGGUCUCCGGUUUUUUGCUGGCGGAACUGGAGGUGAGCAGCGGUAAUUUCUACCUCGCUUCCUAUUCUCCGGAUCCUGCGGGAACACCGUUAACUUGUCAAGAAGCUGAUGAGCCCAUAUUAGAGGCCCCUGCGGAAUUCAGAACCGCUCCAGGUCGGUCGGAGUUGAGCGUCGAAGUGUCGGAUCAGGCACCACCACCGGCACCUCUUCUGGCACCGGAAGAGGAUCCACCUAACCGUGACCACCACAAUACCAACCCGACGGAAGCAGGCGAUACAACUGAACGAUCGGAACGGGCGGUGGAAAACCAGCUCGUCGACGAAGGGGCCCAAGAGAGUGCACGCGAGCACCAAGCCAGCGGUACCGCUAACGCCUCUGCUACGUUCGCUAACAGUACCGAAGACAAUGACCAUGUAGAGUUGGAAGGUGACAAUCGAAACGUGAGUGCAUUCGAGCACGUGGGCAAAGACGCGCCCAUACAAAGACAUGACAUGCCGCAAAUUGAUCGCAGAGAGACUGCGGUACCAUUCCGGAGUACCUCAGAGCCGUGUCUGACUCAAUGUCAAAUUGAUCGUGGGUGCGGUGGUUCGGACGAUGUUUUGAAAGUCGAAACGUAUGACAGUAGACGCCGAAACUGUGCGGGUGAUCUGUGUGGUGAUAGCGUCGAAAAUGAUAGUUCUUUUGUACCUGACGGUUGGAUUUUAGAGUGCGAAGCUGGUAGUUUGAAAAUUCCGGAUUUGUUGUAUGGUAUCAGUGAUAGCGGUAGCAGUGAAGACUCGUCGAUGAGUUCUGUCAGGAAUUUUUCGAUCGAGGAGUUCUUGGAUGAUGUACCUGAGAUGUUUAGUGACAGAUAUAAGUUUAAAUUUUCCGCCGUGUUGGGGGAUAGUUUGGGAGGGGGAGAGAAGGUUGUGGGUGUGCAGGAUAACAACAACAACUUCUCAAGGGUGAACGGACUGCUCGAUGCAAAAUGCAGCGUAGGAGAAAGCCUACCCACCGCCAGCCUCGACCUUGCAGUCUCCACGGCACCAUCGUCUUCCGCCUCUGAAGGCCCUCGUCCACGUGCUCCAUCCGAUGCGCACCUCUGCGAAUCUCGCCAGCCAAAGGCCCCGUCAUCGAUCGGGAGCGAAGCCCGCUUUCCUGCACCGGCGCCGGGACGCAGUCCGACGAAGACGGCCGCACCAAAUGGCUGCGUCGUGUCGAGGCAGACCAUCCAUCCAGGUUGCACCAGCUCAGCACCAGAGGACCGCGAACCCGUCGACGUAGACGGCCACGGGCCCAAACAACCCGCCGCACACGACCACCAGAACCACCGCGAGUCCAAGAGCCUCCGUUGGAGCUUCAAGAACGGGAGGUUAGUUUUCGACAGUGAAAGUGACGCGGACGAAAACAAAGCAGCAUCAGCUCAGGAUCGGGACUCUCUGGAGUCGGGCGAGUUGAGGUUGAGCAGCAAGGAGAUAAACAGGCGGAUCGACGAGAACAAGUCGAGGUUGAGGUAUUUGGAGGAGAAGCUGAAGAAGGCUGGUAUCAGUGAUCAGACGAAAAGAGAUAAGGAGGAUAGUACGCGAGCAGAUGUUGCAGAACAGGUGGUCGAGACUUCUGAAUUAAAAACAGAAGGAGAACCAGCAGAUAAGGACGGCGAUAGCCGUAUCGAUAUUUUGGAAGUUAAUGGGAAUGAUGUUGCUGAUUACGGAGAGGACUACGCUGAAGGACUGACGAGUUUUACAGGUGGUGAGGAAUUCUGCCAGUUCGACGUCAAUCAGCUUGGAUCUUUCCCAGCAGUCUUGAAUGGGUACUGUUUGGUGUACGACGAACUCAACCAAGCGACCGACAGCGAGGAAGAAUUCCACGUGAUAUCCUUCGAGGAAGACGCGGACCUAGACCACCAAUUUUACCUAAUUUCGAACAAAACCACAGCCAAUAUGGGCACGGACAGUGACAGGCCAAAACACAAUCCGGACACGGAGAACCUGAAGUCCUUAUUGAAGAGGCCGGGCAGGAAGAGAGACAAGAAGAGCAACAGGGUGGUGUUCAACGAGAACAAGAACGAAUUUUUCGACGCCGACUACAUUAUUCUGAUUCGCGAAGAAUGUGACUAUGACGACGAGGACGAUGAUAGCGUGUGUACGUGCAACCAGCACGAAAUGGUACGGUUGACGUGUUGCGAACCGAACUGCAACUGUAGCGUGUAUGAGGGUUUUGACCCUACGCCCCAAAGCCCGAAAUUCGCGCCGCCACUGGAGUUCGUGGACGCUGUUACCCUGAGCCCGCCGGAAGGGUACAAGGAUAUGGAGCUGGAGGAACAGGAGCUGUUCGCCUUGCAGCAGAUGGCGAGGAGGGGGCAGCAAAGGCAUGCUGUCUGUAGGGAAUGUAGUGCCACACAUGAUGACAACGAUGAAGAAGGUGAUAGUUCUCCAUCGGAUGAAGGGGGUGGUCCACACUCGGAUCCAGAAGAAUCAGGGGAGAGGGAGAAGACUGAUCAGAGCCAACAAACCACUCCAACCACUCCUGAAAAUUGUACAGAUGAUUCAAAUCUUCACGAAUUCAACUUAGAUCGCUCCUCGAUGACCGGUACGGAACGAUCGCAUCCUUCCGAAGAUGAGAGAAGGGAGGACAGACCGACGCCUUCGGUACGCUUGAACGUCCCUGUGGGGGGUUCGCCCAUAAGCGGCAUCCUCAAAGGAGGGAAGCUGUGGAAACAGCCCAGUUUGGAGGGAACAACGAGCGGCGGACCCUCUAAUAAAACGCCGGAGCUUCAACAAAACACCGACUCGAGUGCCACAUCGGACGAGGAAGGCAGCCAGAGGAGAUUCGUGCGGUUCAUAGAAACCGAGUCCAACGGACAAAGAGACGGAUGCGACGGAGCCUCCGACGAUCACACGCAAGACGAGACGAACAAGGAACAAUCGGCGUCGGAAAAUGAGAGGACAAAGCAGGAAAACUGUCACAAUAACGUGUCACCGGACACCACGGAGAUGAUGCUCACCUUCAAGCUCGGCAAUCACGUUCUCAUAUCGAACAACAGCCUGAAGCCGAACUCUGCCGUCAGACAGCUCUUCCCCUGCACCAAACCGAAUGCUGGAAAAGACGAGGAAUCCAUUCAGCAGUACCUGGUCACCGCCGAAUCCCUGCGAGCUUUCGAGGAAGCGAAGAGAUCGAAGUUGCCGCAGAUCAUCCAGAGCGGCGAAACCGAUGAAUCGAUCAAGAAAGCGAUAGAGAGAAACACCCUCAGGAGAUCGCUGAUCAGGUACGAACCGAGGAGUCGGAAAAACCAGCCGAAGACCGACAAUUCCCUGGUGGAGAGGAUAAAAAAGUUGACCUGCGACGUGGACGACGUGCAGGCCGAGCAGGAGGACAGUGAAAGUCAAACGAGGGCGAGUCCGCCCGGCGAGGAGGCCAGGAACUCUCCGGAAAUAAUGGACACACGAAAAAAAUCACUGACUGCUCGAACUUCAAAGAUAACAGAAAAAAAUUCUCGUCGCCAGGUGACAUCACUAAAACAGGUGGACAAAUCCUUCUCGCCGUCUUCGUCUUCCACGACCAGCUCCAACGCCUCCUCCGUAUCCUCCACGUACAAGAAGAUCACCGAUUUGUUCUCCAAGAAGACGGAAAAACCUCUGGACAACCAGAACAACGUGGUGGGCAACGUCGUGCAGGAAGGAAGAAUCGCCCAAACGCUUCCGGAUCUCGGAAACGGACCACACGAGAUGGAGCACCCUCACCUGCCAGCCUCCAGGAUCAAUUCUUCCACCAACGACUCUAGGAAACAGUUCUUGGCCUCUUUGGCGCCGUUGACAGCUUGCGUCAGCGGUAUCACGAACAUAGACGACUAUUACUACCAGAUGAACAACCACCAUCCGAACCACGGAGGUGAAAGGGCGUCCAUGGCCAGUUCCGUGGGCACGGAGUAUAGUCUGGAGGACAUAGAUGAGGCUUUGAGGAACGAGCAAGAGGAUAUCAAGAGGAUAACACCGGAUGUUUUAGCGGGUACGCCAUCAGCUUCGGAGUCUGGGGACGAGUUGGCUAUGUUCGUACAGCAGGAUGCCGGAAGGAUUGAGAGACUCAAGAAAAGGUAUCAACCGGAAGCCAACAAAGAAGAAGACGACGAGCACGACGAUUACGGUUUCAACAAAAGACCCAGCGUCAGGGGCAUCAAACCGCGAUUUGGCACCACCACCCAGAUCAUCCAGGAGAUCCAGAACCAGAUGCAGCCUCCCGAAGCAACCGGCAGAAUCUCCUGGCCCUACUACUCAGAGAGCGGACUGUCCAACGUCGACAACUCGAAAUCUAAGAACCAGAACCAGAAUAUACCGCACCAGUAUCCAACGACCGCACCUGAAGAAUUCAAAACGAGGGGUUAUCCGCCCCCCUACAGACCCACAAGUUUGGCGGAGGAAAACUUGUACCAAACGGGGCAGUACUGCAGGCAGGUCUACAGGACCAACGGCAACUCGAACGCCUAUCCGGCUGUCAUGAAGGUCGGAGCUAGGUGUAACGAAAUGUAUCAAAGUCUCCCUAGGCAGAAGAGUAACGGAAGACCCUUAUCACCUCCACCAUCUGAAGUAUCCAGGACUUACCACCAAACUAUGGUUUACAUCCCGUACAACCACAUCGAAGGCUGCCAAGGCGGAGUUUCCUCCAACGUUUACUACCAACACAGCGACUACGCCAGAGUCUCCAAUCAAAACCAGAUAAACAAGAGGUUCAUAGACCCCAUAUACCAGCAAAGGUUCCACAUGCACGUGGAGGACCAUCACUACCACUACAACUCCAGCGUUAUGACCUCUAAUCCUCCGAAACAGAUGGUGAGGAUACCUUACACCCCCCAGCCUCACGGCGCGAAUGCAAGGAGUGAAUCUCCCCUCCCUGGUCAGUUCUCCACAGCUGCACGAGCCACCCAAACUCCUGUACCCAACUGUAACUACUAUUCGAAUCCCAGGUACAGGCCUGCGUGGCAAGGGGAUCCGACCUACGUGAGCAAAAUGAACAGGCACAGCUUCCCAUUAGGACCAAGGUACAGCACGUCCGAUACGUCGACAGAUACAGACAGCUGCCAGGGUAUGCCGCCCGUUCAGAACGGUUACAGACAGUCGGUGGAGAUCUCUUUCCCUUCCCAGAAAGAUGCCCUUGGGAGCUCGCCGACCAAACCAAAAUUUACCGAGAGGGGGGUCCCAGAGGGUGCUGCUAGUGUGUCACCGCCAGAUACCAUCAAAUUGGGGCAGAGUAACAGUAGCACCAUGACUUCACCUACAUCUCCGCAGAACGUCACGAUGCAAAAACCGAUGUUCUAUGCCAUGAACGUCUGACCAAACGAAUAGGUUCACAUCAAGAUUUCUUUUCGUUUGGGAACCGAGGAAGAUGUUUAAGGUAACAAUUCUUUUCCUUUAUAUGACAUAUAAGGGGUUAUCUCAAUUUCUUGGGAUGUUUCCAUUUCUCGCGAUGUAUAUGGACUUCCAGACCUUUGUCAGGUAAAGGGAGUGUCGUGAAGAUUCUAUUUUUGGAACCUUAUUCACUGAGAGCAAUUCUUUGCAGAAAUUUCCUUCGUUGUGUUGAUGGGUAAAAUUUUCAGAUGGGGAGAUUUAAAUCUGAGGAGGAUUUUUGUGAAAUAGUUGAACCGUGUAAAAAUUACAAAGUUAAAAAUGAAAAAAAUAUAAAAACGUUAAAAAUGUAGGUUAUAAUAACCAACAGGCAGAACAAUUAUAGAUUAGUUUGAAGGCUUCGAUGGAACUGGAAGAAAUAUCUUCCACAUAUCAGCACCUCGAAAGAGCGAUUACCUUUCAAAGUCUUUUUCUGAAAUUCAGAAAAAAUUAUCCAUUUAACUUUCAUCACGAAAUUUUUCCAUAAUUUUCAUCAUUUCUAACGCGACUGAAAAAAGAGGCAUCGUGAUACUUCUAAAACCCCAAUUUCUUCCAGUUUUAUCGAAACUUCGACGAACCUCCUAGUCGGGGGGGAUAAUUAGAGGGCAGUACAUGUUUUUAAUCGUUAAAAUAAUGUAGUCAUUGUUGCCAAAAUAUGAGAUUCCAAUAUUACCAAAGUAUUAAUUAGCUAGAUAAGUGUUGACCAAAAAAAGAUCAAAUCAAUAUUUUCAAGUUAUGAAUCUGAUAGUAUUGUUUGUAUAUUGUGUUGCUGUACAAGGUAUUUCUUAUUGUGAUUCGACUGUCGUUGAGACAAAUCUAGCUUUAAAAUAAUGAUUAGAAUCGAGUUGGUAAGGGGGGGUGUUGUAUAUGUUUUCUCACAUCGAUUUCACGGAAUUGAAAUGUGUUCAUAAUACUUAAUUAUUAUUCUCUCGAGCUGGAUUUAAGUUUCCUUGUUGUAUUUGUUCCUGAAUUUUUAUAUUCAGAGAUCUUCGGUUUCCCGAGAAUGUAUAUCUACCUGUGCCAAUUCGAUUGAUAGUAACUCAUUGACAUAGUUGUAGAAAAAUAUGAUAUUUAUUUAUUUGAAUGAGAUAGAUCGGUCUAAUAUAAUUUUCGUGUAGAUAACGUUUGUAUAAAGUAUAUAUUCACUAUCGAUGUUGCUCAGAUCCUAAUUGUAACGUACUGGAAAUGAAGAUUCGGAAUUGGUUUUGUAUUAUAUUGUACUUAAAUUAUUUUGUUAAUGUUUUUACAAUUUAUUAUUUGGUGAUAUUUUAUACCAGUUAGAUAAUUCAGUGGAAAAUAAACCUCUGUGAAAAUAUUUCCGAGAAUGUACUAUUAAAGAAUAUUAAACUGAUUGUAUAAUA